Humulus lupulus (European hop) is the source of this 619-nucleotide messenger RNA. RefSeq names its product ATP synthase subunit epsilon, mitochondrial. Gene Ontology annotation, biological process: proton motive force-driven mitochondrial ATP synthesis. The coding region runs from base 213 to 425 and encodes 70 amino acids. The record is from RefSeq and is a predicted model, not a curated record. Lineage: Eukaryota; Viridiplantae; Streptophyta; Magnoliopsida; Rosales; Cannabaceae. Gene Ontology annotation, cellular component: mitochondrial inner membrane. The transcript is spliced from 3 exons. Gene Ontology annotation, molecular function: proton-transporting ATP synthase activity, rotational mechanism.
AAAAGGGUAAAGUCCAAAUAAUAGGCCCAGCCCAUGAAGGUGAGGCCCAAUUAGAGAUGAAGAGACGAGACGAGACAAACCUACACUUCUUUACAUCAUUCGCCUUCCUCCAACUGGUUGAGACUGGUGGACUGCUUCCGAGGUAAGAAAGGCAACGCAGAGACUUUGAGAGUGAUAACAGAGAUAAGUGUGAUCGGAGGAGAGAAAAGCAAAUGGCGUCGAACGCAGCGGUACCGUUCUGGAGAUCGGCGGGUAUGACUUACAUAACAUACUCCAACAUAUGCGCCAAUCUCGUUAGGAAUUGUCUCAAAGAGCCCUUCAAGACGGAAACCCUUCAACGCGAGAAGGUUCACUUCGCCGUCUCCAAAUGGUCCAACGGCAUUCCCGAAAAGCCCACUAUCCGUUCAGAUUCUGGGGAAGAAUGAGCAGAGGUAUUUUAUGAUCCUCGGAUUAUGCACUUUCUGAUUCAAGUUUUUUUUGUUGUUGUUGAGAUAUUUGACUUCCGAAGGUUGACGUUGUAUUGAAUCUGUCAUGGUUAAACCUUUCACAGAUUAAUAAUGUAAUUACUCUGUUUUGAGUUCAGAGCAUAAAUUUAUGAAUAAUGCUUGUGUUUUUGCAA